This is a messenger RNA of Besnoitia besnoiti, 327 nucleotides long. RefSeq names its product putative pre-mRNA splicing factor subunit. Gene Ontology annotation, biological process: mRNA splicing, via spliceosome. Gene Ontology annotation, cellular component: U2 snRNP; precatalytic spliceosome. Lineage: Eukaryota; Apicomplexa; Conoidasida; Eucoccidiorida; Sarcocystidae. Bases 1 to 327 code for a protein of 108 amino acids. The transcript has 3 exons. The record is from RefSeq and is a predicted model, not a curated record.
AUGGCGGGCUACGACAGAUUCAGCAUUCAAGUCCAGCUUCAGCAUCUGCAGAGCAAAUACCAGGGCACUGGCAACGCUCAAACGACGAAACUCGAGUGGGCCACAAGCAUCCAGCGCGACACUUUGGCGUCGCACGUCGGGCACUAUCCGCGACUUGCGUACUUUGCCGUCGUGGAGAACGAAAACAUCAAGAGGCUGCGCUACCGCUUCCUCAACCAACUUGCGCGGCCGGUGGCGUUUCCAGCCGACGAGGCAGACAAGGAGGAAGGUGUAGAGAAGAAAAACGGCGAAGAGAAGGAGGACCGCAUGAAAGAAGAUGAAAACUGA